UUUUUCACAGCCAUUUAUUAGAUUCCUCUGUUGAUGGCCUCCUUCCCUUUUCUAUUGGAUUGUGUAAGACUGAUUGCUCAAGGAACCCAAAAGAGAUAGAGAGAAAUUCAUCUCUGAAAUUUUCUCUUCCUUGGUUCGAUUUUUCAUCAUCUGGUUCUUCUUGUUUUCCAUUUUUUUUACGAAUUUUCACUCAUGAGAUUUUCUGGGUUUUUGUUUGGCUUGUGUUAGUUCUUCUGCAGAAAAUCUGUCUGGGUUUUUACUUGCAGAGAAGCCUUGUUGAUACCCAGUUUGUGUAUAUUCCAUUUAUAGCUUGAUAAUAACAACGAUCAUUAAUUUCUUUCCGAAAUCUCUUGUUCUAUCUAUAAAUCUCUGCCUGGCAAUUUCCCCCGUGAACAAGUUCUAUAAAUAUUAAUAUUCAAAGGAAAAAGGGAAAAAAACAAAAAGAGAAUAUGGGGAAGCAAGGGCCGUGCUAUCACUGUGGAGUUACGAGUACGCCUCUCUGGAGGAACGGGCCACCAGAGAAGCCGGUGCUAUGCAAUGCAUGUGGAUCGCGGUGGAGAACAAAGGGAACAUUGGCAAACUACACUCCACUUCAUGCUCGUGGUGAAGCUGAAGAGAAUGAGGAUCACAAGGUUCAAAGGUUAAAGAGCAUAUCUGUAAAUAAGACCAACGAAACAAAGAUGGUCAAGAGGAAAGCCGAUCAAGAAAAUGUCAUCGUUAAAAAGGUUUCAUCAGGAUUCAAGAAGGUGAUAGACGAGGAUGCUAGUAAUAGAUCAAGUUCUGGGUCGGCUAUAUCAAACUCUGAGAGCUGUGCACAGUUUGGAAGUGCAGAUGGGAGUGAGUUUACAGGUCCAGCGCAGUCUAACGUGUGGGACACAUCCGUUCCUUGCAAGAGGAGGACAUGUGUGGGCCGACCAAAGUCAUCUUCUGUUGAAAAGCUCAGAAAAGACCUCUACAAUAUUCUACAAGAGCAGCAAUCAUCGUGUUUCUCUGGUUCAUCUGAGGAGGAUUUGCUUUUCGAGAAUGAAACACCGAUGGUUUCAGUUGAAAUAGGACACGGGAGUGUUCUAAUGAGGCAUCCCUACUCGGUUGCUCGGGAAGAGGAGUCUGAAGCCAGCUCGCUCUCAGUGAAUGAGGCUCACUCACACUCCGUGAAGCCUAUUGGCAAUGGAGCUGCAAAAGCUCCAGACUUUGGUGGACAAGCAAUUCAGCAGGAGCAAUUCAAGAGGGCCAAGUCUCAGACGGAAAAAUUACAAAUUCUAGGGAGUCAUGGUUCACCACUUUGUGGCAUAGAUUUGAAGGACGUUUUCAACUUUGAUGAGUUCGUGGGACAAUUCACGGACGACGAAAAGCAGCAACUGAUGAAAUUGCUUCCUCGAAUAGACUCUGUUAACCCUCCUGAUAGCCUUAGAAGCAUGUUCGAGAGCUCUCAGUUCGAAGAGAACUUUUCCUUGUUUCAGCGACUUGUGGCAGACGGUGUCUUUGAGACGUGUUCGCCCUCAGGUGCCAUAUCAGAAGGCUGUAAGAUGCUUAAGAAGCUUGCUUUAUCUGAUCUUACUAAAUCCCAUUUGGGUGCAAGCUAUUACCAACUCAAGGAACGCAAAAAUGGGACAGUGGACUCUUCGACUACGACCGUGAGAAUCCCAAACCAAAAUCCACCAAGCAAUCUCACAGCCGUUAAGAGACUUAGUGAGAGGCAAAACAAGAAAAUAUCAGAGACGAGGGCUGUGACGAGGAUCCCCAAACGGGUGAUGAAGACAAAAGCAGACCAAGAAACCAAAGAGAGGGAAGAGGACAGCUUGCCAUGUUUCAGCCCCAGAAGCCUGGAAGUCAGGUUUGAGUCAGAAGAAAGCUGGGGGGCGUUUGGGUAUGAAGGCAGUUGUGGUGGUUCAGAGCAAGACCUUCUUCUGGAUGUGCCAUUGAAUGGGUCUUUUCCUCAAGCAGAGUUACUUCACCAGCCAUAAGUGAGGAAAAAGCUUCAAGCUUUCUGUGUUCCCCCAUAACAAAGAGAAAUAACUCUUUAGGGUAUUUUUCAGUGGGUGAAGUGAAGCCAUAUGAGAUCGCUGCAUUACGAAAAAACACUUGAAAGGGAAGGGAUUUUUUGUGCGAGUUUUGAGGCUCUUUUAGGAGGUAUGGAGUCUAUAAAUAUAUCAUAUAAAUGUCUUUUUUUUUCCUGUGUUCCUCUUUUCUGUGAGCUUUAUGAACUCGAAGAACAGAGGUUCUGUUUCUUUUUUCUG
Tarenaya hassleriana is the source of this 2237-nucleotide messenger RNA. RefSeq names its product GATA transcription factor 26-like. The transcript is spliced from 9 exons. NCBI's taxonomy places the organism in Eukaryota, Viridiplantae, Streptophyta, Magnoliopsida, Brassicales, Cleomaceae. The record is from RefSeq and is a predicted model, not a curated record. Gene Ontology annotation, molecular function: zinc ion binding; sequence-specific DNA binding. Gene Ontology annotation, biological process: regulation of DNA-templated transcription. The coding region runs from base 450 to 1964 and encodes 504 amino acids.